Messenger RNA from Naumovozyma castellii, 2184 nucleotides. RefSeq lists its product as uncharacterized. The record is from RefSeq and is a predicted model, not a curated record. The transcript has a single exon. The coding region runs from base 1 to 2184 and encodes 727 amino acids. NCBI's taxonomy places the organism in Eukaryota, Fungi, Ascomycota, Saccharomycetes, Saccharomycetales, Saccharomycetaceae.
AUGGGUAUUAAGAAAUUCUUCAAAUUAAAGCCACCUGAAGAGGAAACCGUGGAACAAAAUAGGGAAACUUUAAAUGAACUAGGUUAUACAACCAAGAACACAAAUAGGAAACGGAAAGCUAAAUUUUCGGCAUAUGGGAACUUCGCAAGAGAUAAGAAUCAAGAUAAAGUAUAUGCUCCACCAGGAUACGAACCACAGUUUAAUGAACCUGAACAAGGGCAGGAUGAUCUAAAUAAGGCUGAUAUCGAUGCUGUAGAGCCCGAGGAGGAUUUAAAUGCUACUGCGAACACUGACCCAUAUGGUUCUUCAUCUUCUGAUCCAUACGCUGCAAGAACUGAUCCAAACUCCUACUCUUCAUAUGAUCCAUACGCACAGUUUAACAAGAGCACGAGAACACAACAACCUACAAGGAAUGGUUAUCAGAACGUGAAUAGUUUCAAUAGUUCAAACAGAGCUGCAAAUCCUUAUGAAAAUGGCUAUUCAAGUUAUAAUGCAUCAUCAAGUAGAACUUCAAUGAAUAAAUUAAGCAGUGGUGGUGAUAGGCGAGACCCGUACUCAGCACCACCUGAUCCUUAUUCUGCAGAUUUGAAUGCUGCGAGAGAAGAUCCAUAUGGCAGUGGUAGAACAAGGUCACCCAUAAAAAAGGCAUCGCCACAGAAAAGAAUGGAUCCAUAUGCUGCAGUUACCGAUGAUUCGGCUUCAAUGAACUUGAACCUUGCCAAGAAUGAACUGUAUGGUAACAGUGCUACGUAUGGAAGUUCCAAUGAUGCUUCUUCCAUGAAUCUGAAUGCAACAAGGAAUGGGAAUCCCGCUGCUGCUGGAGGAGCAAAUAGCUACAAACCGGUUAGACAUAGAAGUCAACUAUCAGCAGCAUCUCAAAAACGUAACCCAUAUGAAAAUAUUCAGUCUGCUAAUUCAACACCAUUGUCAAGUUCUCCUUAUGCAUAUUCAUCCAAUUCCUCCACUCCUGCACCUGUAUCGGGAAGCAAUCCAUAUGCCACAUUGGGAGCUGAUCAAUACACUGUGGGAAAUGCUAUGAAUAAACUAUCACCUAGACAACAACAACGUUUAAAUCCAUAUGAUGCAUCUAACAGUACUCCUAAUAUACCGAGAGGAUCUGAUUUAGCAACACCUUCACCUUCUCCCGCUUUCAAUUCCGACUUGAACGUUGCAGAAUUGGAUAAUGAUGAUAAAUCAACAAUGAGGGCAGAAUUCGAAUUCGAACAAACUUACGACCCAGCACAAAAUAAUGAAACUAUCGCCGGCGAUGAUGAUGGUAUCGAUUUGAACGCAACUUUAUCUGAGACUCCAGCUGAUAAAAAUGAUUAUAAUUGGCAACAACAACAACUAUUACAAGAAGAAGAAGAACAAUAUCAAUCGUACGGUGAUGGAUAUGGUAACCAAUAUGGCGAUGGUCAGUCCAGAGGUUAUAAGACUUUUGAAGAAAUUGAAAACGAGGAGAAACAAAAACAACAGCAAGAGGAGGAAGAAGAAGUGGAUGAAAUUAAACAACAAAUUAAGUUCACUAAACAAAGUUCUGUGGCUUCCACUAAGAAUACAUUAAAAAUGGCACAAGAUGCGGAAAUGGCUGGGAUGAAUACAUUAGGUAUGCUAGGUCAUCAAAGUGAAAAGUUGAAUAAUGUUGAAAGAAAUCUAGAUCUAAUGAAAGUACAGAAUGUGGUGGCUGAUGACAAAGUUAAGGAAUUGAAAAAAUUGAAUAGAAGUUUGUUAGCUGUUCAUGUAAGUAACCCAUUCAAUUCCAAAAGAAGAGCCCGUGAUCGUGAAGAGCAAUUAAAGAAUCGUAAGAUGGAAGAGAAAUUAAUGUUUGAAGAAACGAACAGGCAGUUAUAUAGCUCUACGCAAAGGAUUGAAGGCGCACUAACAGGAGACACAUCUUUGAAUCAUGGAUCAGAAAUUCGUGAAAGAUAUCAAAGACAAAAUAUUCUUGAAAAAUCCAAGAGGUAUCAAUUUGAAAAUGAUGAGGAAGAUGAUGAAAUGGAAAUGGAAAUCGAUAGAAACUUAGAAAAGAUUCAUCAAAUUAGUGGAAGAUUAAAGAAACUGGCCAUCUCCACAGGGGAAGAAUUAGAAUCUCAACAAAAACGUAUUGGGAGAAUUGAAGAAGAUACUGAUAACUUGGAUAUUAAGAUUCAUAUGAACACUCAAAGAUUAGCAGGUAUCAGGUAA